UCAUUCCAUCAAGCGCCUGGACAAAUGGAAAUGGUGUACAUAGCCAUGGAGGUGCUGAUCGCGGUCACCUCCGUGCUGGGCAACGUGCUGGUGUGUUGGGCAGUCACGAUCAACCGGGCUCUCAGGGAGACCACCUUCUGCUUCAUCGUGUCGCUGGCGCUGGCUGACAUCGCCGUGGGCAUCUUGGCCAUUCCCCUGGCCAUCACCAUCAGCAUCGGCCUCCAUACCAACUUCUACAGCUGCCUUUUGAUGUCCUGCGUCCUGAUAGUCCUGACUCAAAACUCCAUCUUGUCACUGCUCGCAAUUGCUGUGGAUCGCUACCUUCGCGUCAAGAUCCCAACCAGGUAUCGAAAUAUUGUUACGAAGAAGAGAGCCUGGAUCACUGUCGGUAUUUGCUGGCUAGCAUCUGUUUUGAAUGGCAUGACUCCCUUAUUCGGCUGGAAUAGAAGCAGUGAAAGUGGGUGGAAUUUUACCAAUGAAUACAAGAAAUGUGGGUUUCAAGAAGUGAUCAGAAUGGACUAUUUGGUGUAUUUUAAUUUCUUUGGUUGGUUACUCUUACCUCUAGUAAUCACAUUUAGCCUGUAUGCCGAAUUAUUUUGGAUAAUUAGGAAACAAGGAAAAAUGAUGGUUCCCAAUGCCACUGACUCAACAAGAUAUCUUGGGAAGGAGUAUAAACUCGCCGUAUCCCUGGCUUUAGUUUUAUGCCUUUUUGCUGCCUGCUGGCUUCCUUUGAACCUGAUGAACACCAUUUCGUACUUUUGUCCUCAGUACAGCAACUUAGGAAUACCUCUCUCUGUCGGAAUAUUGCUCUCCCAUGCAAAUUCAGCUGUGAAUCCUGUGAUAUAUGCUUGGAGGAUUAAAAAGUUCAGGGUAUCAUUUCUUCAGAUCUGGAAUCAAUAUUUCCAAUGCAAAAAUAAUAUCAAUUAUACAAAUAAUUAUGGUGGUCAAAUAGGAAAGGAAACCAUGAUAAGUUGCAGUGUUUGA
Molecule: messenger RNA, 984 nt
Organism: Amblyraja radiata (thorny skate)
Lineage: Eukaryota; Metazoa; Chordata; Chondrichthyes; Rajiformes; Rajidae
Product: adenosine receptor A1-like
Exons: 2
Coding region: 25-984 (319 amino acids)
Biological process (GO): G protein-coupled adenosine receptor signaling pathway
Cellular component (GO): synapse; plasma membrane; dendrite
Molecular function (GO): G protein-coupled adenosine receptor activity
Source: RefSeq, a predicted model, not a curated record